CUCCGCUCCACUCACCACAACUACUGCACACCCGCACACCCGCACACCCGCACACCUGCAAGGAUCACACCACACAUCCACCCCUACCACAGGCCACGGCCGUCCAGUCAUGUCGCGCCCAGAACACUUGGCACCGCCAGAGGUGUAUUACAACGAUGUGGAAGCAUCCAAGUACACCUCAUCCACCCGCGUACGCCACAUCCAAGCCACCAUGGCAGAGAGGGCGAUGGAGCUGCUGGCUAUGCCCGCAUUCCUCCAGCAAGGCGGCGGUCUGCUGCUCGACAUCGGCUGCGGCUCCGGCUUGAGCGGCGAGGUGAUCCAAGAAGCGGGUCACGAGUGGGUGGGCGUGGACAUCAGCCCCAGCAUGCUCGACGUGGCGCUGCAAGAAGAGUCGCAAGGCGAUCUGCUGCUGGGCGAUGUGGGCGAAGGUUUGGCCUUCAGACCGGGCAUGUUCGAUGGCGCCAUCAGCAUAUCUGUCCUGCAAUGGCUGCUCAAUGCAGACAAGAUCGACGCUUCCCCCAUUGCCCGCCUCUCCAGCUUCUUCACCACCCUACACGCAGCGCUGCGCAACGGUGCUAGAGCCGUCUUGCAAUUCUAUCCAGAGUCCGAUGAGCAGGUGCGCCUGUGCAUGCAAGCAGCCACCAGAGCAGGUUUCGGUGGAGGUCUCGUCGUCGACUAUCCGAACUCCAAAAAGGCAAAAAAGCUCUUUCUGGUCUUGUGGGUGGGAGGCGUCAUGCUGCCCCCUCCCGGCUACGCCGGAGCUGUGGACACGAUGCAAGAGCAGCAACUACCCAGAGGCUUGGUCGGAGAGCACGAGGAUCCUGAUGUCGUCCAUGGCCAGCAGCAAGUCAAAAGUUCGGGCAGGAGACAGAUCAAAGGGGGCAAGGCAGACAAGAAGAGCAAAAGCAGGGACAAGGGCAAGGAUUGGAUCUUAAGGAAAAAGGAUCUUUAUAGAAAGCGCGGCAAAGAGGAUGUGCCCACUGACUCCAAGUAUACUGGGCGGAAGAGAAAGACGGCCUUUUAAUAUGCAAUCCGCCUUUCGCGCUCCUUGCCGUGCACAGCUUUCAUCAUGUAAAAUACCAUACACGCUUUCGCGCAUCUUUACUCUCCGACCGUAGUCCGCACCAUGCCAUAUUGUGUGCUUUUGAG
Messenger RNA from Ceraceosorus guamensis, 1149 nucleotides. RefSeq names its product putative BUD23-protein. The transcript has 3 exons. Bases 110 to 1024 code for a protein of 304 amino acids. Gene Ontology annotation, biological process: rRNA (guanine-N7)-methylation. NCBI's taxonomy places the organism in Eukaryota, Fungi, Basidiomycota, Exobasidiomycetes, Ceraceosorales, Ceraceosoraceae. The record is from RefSeq and is a predicted model, not a curated record. Gene Ontology annotation, molecular function: rRNA (guanine) methyltransferase activity. Gene Ontology annotation, cellular component: nucleolus.